GGGCCGCGAACAAAGGGCGGUACUUCCACGGCGCACUCGCACUCGAGGUAUAAACGUCCACUUAACUUGAGAUCCCUCCAUUCGCACAACCUCAACUCGACUCAUCACCAUCGCGCAAGUAUGUUCUAUCCUCAAGACUCAAUGCUUGUUUACCAGCAACCGUCUUACAUGUCGGGCAUGCCAUUAGCAAGAAGCCCUCAGCACCAUAGCCGCUCCACCUCCUUCCUCAUCGACGACAUCCUCCUAAGGCAGAGGCAGUCGCCUUAUCUUCUUCCCCGUCAGCAAUGUCCCCAGGAGCCGCAUUCCGCAGGGCUCUCACCACCAGUCAGUAGCCCUCUCGGAUCGUUCGGAAUGCAGUCGAUUCUAUCUCCACAACACAGUCGCGCCCACCGACCAGACGAGCAAAUAUACCAAGACCCCAGCCCAGAGGUGCUGAACUCGUUACCAGUCUACUUCCGCCUCAAGCCGACAAUUCGCACGCCGAGUGGCAGGAGAUGUCGAAAAUCAAGGACGGUAUUUACCGAUCUCCAGUUGCGCGUGCUAGAGAAAACGUUCAGCGAACAGAAAUACCUGGAUACUUCGAGUCGAGCAAAACUUGCACAGACGCUGGGGCUUAAUGAAACGCAGGUCAAAACUUGGUUCCAGAACCGCCGUAUGAAGUGGAAGAAGGAAUCUAACCGAAACAAAAGCGAUGCCGAGGAGGCGACAAACUCUACGGAGGGGGAGAGGGAAGAAAGACGUGAUUUAGACGGAGAGGAGGCGCAUGCCGAAAGUUCGGAAACCGCUGUCUCUGAAGAGCGCAGUGAAACGCCAAAGAUAGAUUAGGACUAUUUUAGGUUUGUGUAAAUAGAUUAUAUCCACAUAUACAACCGUAGAUGUCCAUUCAGGAUUGUGUUCAAAACGAAGUGCGCGGGGCGCUAUGCCAUAUGCCUCGCGACAGCAAUUCCCAGUCGUAAGCGACUCAGAAGACAAUGAUUGGCAACCAUAUAUAAGGGAAGCCAUUCACCUGUACAAUAAAGCUUUGCACGAGUGUCUCUCCUGAUUGAUCCACUGGAAACCUUCCCCGUGCAGGCAUGAUAUGCAGAUGAGACAUUUUUCUUGCAAGCUGUACAUAUUUUCUUGCUGUUAUAUGAGAAAGAUGUCUCAUUUCUAAUUGAAUGUUUAUAGAAUGUAUAGAAAUAUUUAGAGUGAAACAGCAGCUAUUAUUUUGCGUCGUUUGAAUGAGUGAAAAAUUUAUGUUAAAAGUUAUGUUUUUUGGUAACUUGUACAAUAAGUAAAAUUGUGGAACGAGGAUGAAUGCAUAUACAUAUAAUCAGGAUUUUUAUAAUAAAAAAAAGUAUUGUCAA
This is a messenger RNA of Nematostella vectensis (starlet sea anemone), 1346 nucleotides long. Its product is annotated as brain-specific homeobox protein homolog. NCBI's taxonomy places the organism in Eukaryota, Metazoa, Cnidaria, Anthozoa, Actiniaria, Edwardsiidae. The transcript is spliced from 2 exons. Gene Ontology annotation, biological process: regulation of DNA-templated transcription. The record is from RefSeq and is a predicted model, not a curated record. Gene Ontology annotation, molecular function: DNA-binding transcription factor activity, RNA polymerase II-specific; DNA binding. The coding region runs from base 121 to 825 and encodes 234 amino acids.